UUAUUUUUUAAAAGGAUAUUUUCUUAUCUGUCUGAUCAUUGAUUUUAAAAAUAAUCUAUUCCUCAGUCUAUUCGUAUUAUCGCUUAUUCGAUUUUUAAAGAUGCGCUUUAAAAUCUUGUUUCUGACCCUAUUUAAUAUUCUUCUAAUGAAGCAGUCCAGUGCUUUAACGUGCUAUACGUGUUCAGUGUCUGAAAAUGAUGCUGAUACUACGUGUGCGGAUAAUGUGACUAGCAUGCCUUCUGAUAGUGGCAGUAUUACCGAUUGUGACAAAAAGUUUUGUACUAUUGUAAGGGUUGAAUACUUGGAUCCUAAAGGCAAGUUACAAUCUUUUGGACGAAGCUGCAUGGAUGUCGUACCAGUGGACGGCGUCUACGAAGAUUCUACCUACCGUACUUACCAGUGGUCCUGCAAAACCGAUCUUUGCAAUAGCGGAAACGGCAAAACCAGCAUUAAUGAUGGAUCUCGCAGUUUGGGAGAUAAAAGUACUAUAUACGCACCUGGAACAGGCCGGUCUUCAGCUGAGGAGGUUGCAGGGAGAUUGCUGCUAGUAUUAAGCUGUUUUUUACUUAUGAAAAUAAAUUAAUCCUACUAAAUUAUA
Molecule: messenger RNA, 598 nt
Organism: Anthonomus grandis grandis
Lineage: Eukaryota; Metazoa; Arthropoda; Insecta; Coleoptera; Curculionidae
Exons: 3
Coding region: 101-583 (160 amino acids)
Source: RefSeq, a predicted model, not a curated record